GACCGGUAUAACGUAAAACUAUUCCGUUUUGUUUCUAUUCCAACAUGGCCGACACCGCUCGGUCAUUGGUCGAAUUUUUUGAGGCCGCGCCCAUUUUUCCUGCCUGUCAAGCGACGUCAGGAAUGCACAAAAACUGCCACGUCAAAGUGACGUUUACGCACACAUUAUGCUAAAUUAUGCCGAACAAACCCGGCAAAUUCGUGGAAUAGCCGGUGAGUGCCCCGGUCCGUUUGGAAUAGAAAAAAAUGGCGGCCUUCGUGGUUUGUUUGGCGGCGGCGGCGGCGGCUCGUCUGUGCGGGCGCGGGAGGAGAGAGCCCGAGGAUGCGUUUGACAUGCCAGACGAUCAGUUUCGGCGGCACUUUCGCCUGAAGAAAGAAACUGUGCGGUGGCUGUGCGACGAAGUGGCGGAGGAACUCGGAGGCGUGAGAACUUCAGCGCUGUCGGUGGAGCGGCAAGUGUUGUGCGCGUUGCGAUUCUUCGCAACGGGCAGCUUUCAGGCCUCGGUAGGGAGCGAGGAGACGAUCGGCGUGACCCAGCCUGCGGUCAGCAAGUGUGUGCGACGCGUGGCGGAGGCAAUCGUCCACGCCGGGGCCCGCAACAAGUGGGUCCAUUUCCCGAGGACGUCGGAGGAGAAGGCGGCCGUGAAGGAAGGGUUCCUUCGACGCGGCUCCAUUCCCGGCGUCAUCGGAUGCGUGGACGGCAGCCUGAUAGCCAUCAUCGCACCGAAGGGCGAGCAGAAGGCGGCAUUCAUGUGCCGCAAAGGGUACUACGCCCUCAACACAAUGUUCAUCUGCGACGCAGGCAUGCGGAUCCUCGCCAUCGACCCUCUGCGACCGGGGUCAGACCACGACGCGCACGUCUGGAGAACUACGUGGUUGCGUCGUCGGUUCCUGGAGGGGCAUAUUGCCAAGGCCGGCGAACACCUCCUCGGUGACAGCGGCUACCCCCUGGAACCAUGGCUCCUGACCCCAGUCACAGGCCACCCUCCCGUACACACUGCAGAAGGCAGGUACAACACUGCACAUGCUGCCAUGCGGUCCGUAGUGGAGCGGUGCAUUGGGCUUUUGAAGAGCCGCUUUCGCUGCCUUCAGCGGUACCGCGCCCUCCACUACCAACCAGAGCGCGCUGCCAACAUCGUUGCAGCAUGUGCAGUGUUGCACAACUUGUGUCUUGAUGAAGGUGACGUGUUGUCGGAUGAUGUUAGUGAUGACAGCAGCAACAGCAGCAGUGACGAUGAAAGUGGCAACCCCUCCCCACAGAGAGUUCCCCAAGUGAGGGCAGCACGCAUGAUGUACAUGAGAGGCUGUGCUGCCCGGGAUAAUGUUAUUAGCUCAUUUGGCACGACACGGCAGCAGCACCAGCGAUACCUGCAAAGGGUGCGAAGGCGGCUGCGACGACAGCAGCACCGACAGCAGCAAUAAACAUGUGCCUGACACUGCAGGCAGAUGUUUAUUACCGCUGUCUACACAUCUAAUAGAGAGCAGGAACCAAUGUGAAGAAAUAUGUGCAAUUAGUGGAUAGCGUGCUGCUUUUUUUAUAGAAUGUGCUCAAUCAUAACCAGCGUUUUCACGUGUCCUCUGCCAGUGAGCUGUC
Molecule: messenger RNA, 1593 nt
Organism: Dermacentor albipictus
Lineage: Eukaryota; Metazoa; Arthropoda; Arachnida; Ixodida; Ixodidae
Product: putative nuclease HARBI1
Source: RefSeq, a predicted model, not a curated record